AAUGCCUUGCUUCACAGAAAUCGCAACUAUUGGAUGAUCCCGAAGGGCUCAAUCCAAUCGUGUUUGAACCUGGAGUACUUCAUAUUUCGAUACAACGAAAACGAGCGCUGCGGUCAAUAUCCGACGGAACGAAUGCUCCAGAAGCUACAUGUUUAUUCCCAUGAGCAGCGGGCGUAUCGACGACUAAGACACUAUCAAGAGCUUGCUCGCCGUUGAACACGGGUCGAAUACGACGCGGAAUGGAUGAUAAAUAGGCGCUCGUCGAGCGGCGACAAUAUCCGUGACAUGCGUGACAGGUAACGACUGUAACAUUCGACUCCGUCCUUGGGCCAGAGGUUGCUCAACACCAACUCGAACAUCUCCUUUUCUUCCUUACCUUUCCCUCUUCAUUCUUGCAGCAAGCAUGGCGUACGGACUUACAAUUGGAACGGAGCGUGCGACUGCUCUGCAGAAUGCUAUCCAAGAUGAGCUGACGAAACGGGGGUAUAGUCCUGACGCAGAUCCCGUUAUGGCGGAAUAUAUCACUAUUAUGAUAAUCAACAAUAAGACUGCUGGUACGUACUACCUUUUAUACAACAAGAAGUCGCCUGCUGACACCCACAUAGCUCAGAUCUCAAGCGAGCUGGAAGACUUGAUUGGUUCUGAUUUUGAUCCUAGCUUUGUUGAUUGGCUAUUUGCCGAAGUUGAAAAGUCAGCACCAGAAGAAGAAGCUCCUGCACCACCAGAACCAAUACCCUUGAUUUCUACUCCCUCACGAGAAGCUCCCCCACAUGUCCAAAGUGAUCUCGCAAGGAGGACCCCGCAAGCUCCGAGAGCCCCUCUGUACCAGCAAGCCAUCUCUCAAUUACCUUUAAUAUCACCAAACGAUAGGAAACGAACACGGUCUACGUCUCCUGGCCAUGCAGCAAAAGUUCGACGGACGGACCUCCCAACUGGCCCGCGAGCUAUGUACCGGGAUGGUCACGAGCCGAUCGCUGGAGGUUCGAGAAGCUUACUCGACAGAGUUGGUCCGCGGAAUGCGUCUCAUGGCAACUUCCCGAGGGAAAACCAAGCUCGCAUUGACACCAUUCAGGCGCGAAUUGAUAACAUAACUAACGCCCCCUCACCGGACAUGGCGGCGAUGAUGAUGAACGCAGGUUUCCCAAUGAAUGGCAUGCCGCCCAUGGACAUGAAUGCAAUGGCAAGCAUGACGAAUCCGUUGAUGUUGCAGGAGAUGAUGAUGAACCAAAUGGCGCUCAUGUCGCAAAUGGCAGGAGCUUUAGGUAUGAUGAGCCCUGGAGCACCAUUCAUGAACGGUGGCUUUCCUAUGCAGCCCGCCAUGGGCGGAGAUGCUACUGCGUUCGCUGCAGGCCCGAAUGGACAGCAGAUGGGUGGUAUGGAUAGAGGAAGAGGAAGGGGAAGAGGUGGCGCAGUCGGACGAGGUCGUGGAAGAGGAGGUCAGCCAUCGGGUGGCUUCGCUCCCUCAAAUGGCACUGAAACGACUGGUGCUGCACUGGCACCACUGACUACAGCAGAACCGACCGCUGCGCCAGUUGCAGCACCCACGCCGACUCCCGCCACAUUCACACCUGCGACCGCUGCCGCACCCGCGAUUACUCCCUCACAAUCACGUUCUGGAUUUGUUCCACCCGAGCGACCUCAGUCACCGACAUUGUGCAAGUUCGGCUUGAAAUGCACGAACCCUCUUUGCCGCUGGUCCCACCCUUCGCCUGUCGCCACGCCUGAGAGUGGCGUUGUUUUGAGUAACGAGCCUUGCGAGAAUGGGAAAAACUGCAAAGAUAAAGACUGUGUAAAGGCACAUGUCAGUCCAGCUGUUUUAAAGCCAGCAGGUAGAGUAAACUUUUCUCUUCAAGUCGUUCAUUUACUGAUAUCUCUUAACCCAGCCCCUGAACAUCUAAAGCCAGCUCAUUACACCCCUCCCGGUCCACACCAGACGGCUUGUCGUUUUGGCACAGCUUGUACACGGCCCAACUGCCCAUAUCAACACCCACCCCGACCUAGUGCUCAGCCCUGUCGUUUCGGAGCUGGUUGUACUCGAGCCAAUUGUACGUUCCAGCAUCCAGAAGGACGAGUCCUACCCACCAGUUUCCAUCGCGGCCUUUCGACCACUGGCGGACUUGUUACGGUAUCGACGCCCGAGACUGGAACCAUUGGUGCACCGAGCCCUCAUAAGAGUGUGAAGUUCACUAGGACUCCGAGCUCUGGCGGAACCUCUGCUGCAGAGUUAGAGAAGCGAGUUAAGGAGAUGGAGGAGAAGAAGAGUCAAGCGGAGGCUGCUGUCGCUCAGGCGGAAGCUGCAGCUGCAGCCGCGGGCAAGAAAGAUGAUGAAAACAAGCCUGUCUCGAUUACCGCAUGAAAUGGCAUGAGCAAUAUGUUUGCUCUAUCACUCGACUUGCACCCUUCCAAGAUGAAGAUGAAGAAGUCUUCUCGUUGAUGUCGAAAAUGUGGACUUUCACUUUCUAGUAGAUUGGUCCCUGUGUAUGUGUACUUUAUUUUGCUGGUAUUUACCUCUUUACCUUUACGUCUUCCAUACCUAUCUCGUAGUCACAGUACGCUCGACUCAGGUCCACUUGGCUGCUGGUGCGAAAUACAGUGACUCUGGUCUUGUCGGCGCUGUACAACAUUUCUGAAUACGU
Molecule: messenger RNA, 2636 nt
Organism: Somion occarium
Lineage: Eukaryota; Fungi; Basidiomycota; Agaricomycetes; Polyporales; Cerrenaceae
Source: the annotation of a GenBank genome assembly